AUGAGUGUUUUCAAGCUUCCGAAGACCCUUUGUACGAAUCUGGAAAAGGUGAUGAACAUGUUAAUGUGGGGUAACACGAGCUCUUCAAAAGGUUUAAAGUGGAUGAAAUGGUCAAGAUUGGGGCAAUCCAAGCUUAAUGGGGGUCUAGGCUACAGAGACUUGGAAGUUUUUAAUCUUUCUCUUCUCGCCAAACAGGGAUGGAGGUUAAUCCAAGACCUCAAUCCCUUGGUUGGCAGAAUUAUGAAUGAUAAGUACUUUCCCAGAGGAUCCUUUCUCUUAGCAACGUUGGGUCACAAUCCCUCUUUUUCUUGGCGCAAUAUUUUGAAGGCUCGCCCAGUUCUAGAGAAUGGAUUAAUAUGGCGUGUAGGGAAUGGAGAGAAGAUUCGAAUAUGGGGUGAUAAGUGGCUGCCCAACUCUUAUGAUUUUCUGGUUCAUUCUCCCCCUAACGGCUUGGAUAAUGAGGACAAGGUUUGUUCGCUCAUUGAUCCACUCACAAGCAGAUGGAAGACUAAUAUCCUUGGCGAAUAUUUCGACCCCGUGGAGGUGGAAAUGAUUAGCCGUUUGAUUCCCGGUCCUUUGCUGUGA
Alnus glutinosa is the source of this 585-nucleotide messenger RNA. RefSeq lists its product as uncharacterized. The transcript has a single exon. The coding region runs from base 1 to 585 and encodes 194 amino acids. NCBI's taxonomy places the organism in Eukaryota, Viridiplantae, Streptophyta, Magnoliopsida, Fagales, Betulaceae. The record is from RefSeq and is a predicted model, not a curated record.